AAAACAAAAAUUUCAGACAAGAGAAACCUGAGACUCUCACCAGACCCACUCAAUGUUCUAUAUAAUUAAACAAGAACCAAUAACAAAAAAAAAAAGAUCCAAAUUUUUUCUUCAUCGAUUCGAUUCUGAAUCAAUCUCCCCUUCCUCUCUAACUGAAUCAGAUUCGUAUUUUCAGUUAGGAAUCGACCCGGAUUCUGGGGCUUCUCAGUUAAAAACUCUGUUUGCGUUUUUAGCGGAUCGAAUCAAAGACCAGUGAGUGAAGGAGAGCAAAUUUCGCUAAAAGUUAAAAGCGGAUUCUAUAUAUAUCAGUAAAAAGGAUAUGACUUUCUCAAGAUUCUUUCAUGUGGUCGAAGAAGGAGGUGGAGGAGAAAGACAAAGAGAAAGGCUGUUAGCUGCUGCUUCAGAGACACAAGAGCUGUUUGUCCUAGAAAACAUGACUGCCACUGAAGCUAAUAACCGCAAAGGGGACGAUAUUGGUAUCGAAAUACCUGACACUGCUCACCAAGUUAGCACCGAUUCAUGGUUUCAGGUGGCGUUCGUGCUCACCACUGGUAUAAACAGUGCAUACGUGUUGGGAUAUUCAGGAACAGUGAUGGUUCCUUUAGGUUGGAUUGGUGGUGUGGUUGGUCUUAUCAUAGCUACUGCAAUCUCUCUCUAUGCAAACAGUCUCGUUGCCAAGCUCCAUGAGUUUGGUGGCAGAAGACACAUCCGCUACAGAGACCUUGCUGGAUUCAUUUACGGUAGAAAGGCUUAUCACCUUACAUGGGGAUUACAAUAUGUCAAUCUUUUCAUGAUUAAUUGUGGAUACAUCAUACUAGCUGGUUCUGCCUUGAAGGCUGUUUAUGUGCUCUUCAGGGAUGAUCAUGUCAUUAAAUUACCUCACUGUAUAGCCAUUGUUGGUCUUAUCUGCGCGGUUUUCGCUAUUGGCAUUCCUCAUUUAUCAGCUCUUGGGACCUGGCUUGCUGUUUCCACCAUCCUCAGCCUCAUCUACAUCGUUGUGGCAAUUGUGUUAUCAGCUAGAGACGGAGUAAAAGCACCACCAAGAGAUUACGAGAUACAAGGAUCAUCAUUAAACAAACUCUUCACCAUCACAGGAGCAGCAGCAAACUUGGUCUUCGCAUUCAACACAGGGAUGCUUCCAGAGAUUCAGGCAACAGUGAGACAACCGGUUGUGAAAAACAUGAUGAAGGCUCUAUACUUUCAGUUCACAGCUGGAGUUCUACCAAUGUACGCUGUUACAUUCAUUGGAUAUUGGGCUUACGGUUCCUCAACCUCCACCUACUUGCUAAACAGUGUUAAUGGCCCAAUCUGGGUCAAAGCCCUUGCUAACGUCUCUGCUAUCCUUCAAUCCGUUAUCGCUUUACACAUAUUUGCAAGUCCAACAUAUGAGUACAUGGACACAAAGUUUGGGAUCAAAGGAAACCCACUGGCUUUGAAAAACUUGACGUUCAGGAUCGUGGCCCGUGGAGGGUACGUAGCGGUUAGCACGCUCGUCUCUGCGCUCUUGCCUUUUCUCGGAGACUUCAUGAGUCUCACUGGUGCAGUGAGCACAUUCCCACUCACAUUCAUUCUAGCCAACCACAUGUACUACAAGGCUAUGAACAAUAAGCUCAGUCCUUUGCAAAAGAUAUGGCAUUGGUUUAACGUUGUCUUCUUCAGUUUGAUGUCUGUUGCUGCCGCCAUUGCAGCUGUUAGACUCAUUGCAGUUGAUUCCAAAAACUUUCACGUUUUUGCAGAUAUGUAAUUCAUUUUACAUAUAUUUAUAUAUAUAUAUAGUCAUUGCAUUAUUGUUCUUAGGCAAGGUUUCUUGUAUUUUCUUUUUUUUUAUAUAUAUAAAUUAUAAACAUUAGAGAGCUUAAACAAAAUAAAAUGUAAAAAAAUAUACAAUGUACCAAAUUUGUAGCACUAAAACAGUUUGAUGAA
Molecule: messenger RNA, 1923 nt
Organism: Raphanus sativus (radish)
Lineage: Eukaryota; Viridiplantae; Streptophyta; Magnoliopsida; Brassicales; Brassicaceae
Product: proline transporter 1
Exons: 7
Coding region: 320-1744 (474 amino acids)
Cellular component (GO): plasma membrane
Source: RefSeq, a predicted model, not a curated record